Meloidogyne enterolobii is the source of this 2097-nucleotide messenger RNA. The record is from the annotation of a GenBank genome assembly. Lineage: Eukaryota; Metazoa; Nematoda; Chromadorea; Rhabditida; Meloidogynidae.
AUGGUCAGAAAAGAGGAUAAAGGCUCCUUUGAAUUAACUAUUGUUUGUGAUAAUAAAUGGAAUAUUAUUCCUUUACCGUCAUUAAAAGCCUUUGAACGUCCAAAACAACUUUAUGAAGCUAUGGAAUUUAUGAAAACAAUUGAAAAGGAAAGAAUUGAAGAAGCUCGUUCUGAAAUAAUCCAAAAAUGUUCAAAUAAUUUAAUUGCUAAUUUUAAUACAAUUGCCCAACAAUCAUCACAAAUAACACUAUUUUGUGCCUUUGAAAGUGAUAUUCGAAAAAGAGAUUUCUUGACAGAAAAAUUAAAUAAAGCAAUAAAUAUUGAAAGAAUUGCACCUUUCUUCGCAACAGAAUUUAUUUCAGAAAAUGUGAAUCUCAGUUUGAGUAUUGGAGCUUCUGGACGUCUUUUCGUAGCUCCGGAUGUAUUUAAAAUAUUAAAUGAAAGAAGAGAAUCACACGGACAUCAAUUCAAUACAAUAGCCCAACAAAUGUCUCAAUUAACCCAACAUGUUCAUUUGGAGAGAAAAGAAUAUGAAAAUUCACAAUUUAGUGUUGAAUCUAGACCUAUUAGAUUACCGAGAAUUGAUAUGAUUCGUCAGAAUAUUCGUGAAUUUUCUACUCAAGAUGAACAUUGUUCUGUUUUAAUGGAACAUAGAAGCGUUAUGGGAGAACAAACAACUGCAGAUUGGGGACAUUCUGUUUCAGGUUCCGAGCUUCGUUUUCAUUGGUCGGCCCCUCCGCCCGGCCUAGAGGAGCGGCCGCCGCCGCUUCCUCCGCCUCUCUCGCCUCGCGCUGUUUCUCCCCUCGAAAGUGUUUUUGUUCACCAAAGCACCAGCACCACAAUUCACGAAUCUGAGAAACAACGUUUUGCUGUGUCCCAUUUUGUGGCACUUCCAACAACAAAAGAAAGCGAUGCGCGUUUGGCUGAAUCAAUUAAAGCGAGCGCAACUUGGGUAGAAUCUUUACCUGAACCACAACCAAUACCCUCUAUUUCGACAUUUGAACAACAAAAGAAAAUAGCCCAAAGAGAUAUUCAAGUUGAAGGACCUCCAAAAAGAGCUAAAUCUAUUCAAUUAGAGCAGCCUUGGAGAGAAGAUAGAACAAUUCAAGUAAUUGAAACAAUUCAAAAGCCUCAAUUACUUGGUGCAUUUGUACAAACUGAACAAAAAGAAAUGAUCGGGAAGUCAACACAAAUGGAAGAUAAACCAAAGAAAGGGCAACAAUCUGUCCAAGCAUUACCUCAACCUAAACAAAUUCGUUCAGUUCAAACUUUAAAAGAAGAACAAAUAAAAUAUACUCAAUCUGAAAAGCCUUUAAUUGGAGAAAAAACUAUAGGAGUAGAAUUACCUUCUUUGGGUGAUAAGUCAAUACAAGUACUUAAAACAGAACAAUUUGAAAGAAUUUCUCAAACAGAAGUUAAAAUAACAGAAACAAAAGAAGUUCAAGCAAGACAAGAAUUAAAUAAAAGGGAAGUACAAACUGUUGAAAUUAAACAAGAAAAUAAAGAUGAUGCCUCUCAAACAGAAGAAAUGAUAAAAAAGGGAGGAAGAACAAUUGGUGUAAAUCUUCCUUCUCUUACUGCUCGAACAACACAAGCACAGAGAAUAGAGCAACAAUUAAUGGCUAUACAAACACAAGAAGUUCCAACAGGUUCAAAAACUGUUGAAGUAGAACAACCAAAAAUUGAACUUCCAAAGAGAAGAGCACAAUCAGUACAAUCAGAAAGGGCACAAAAAGGUGCCAAAUCAAUACAGGGACAGCCUGAAAUGUUAUCUAAAGAUUUACAAUCACCGAGGGCAAGUACUGAAGAGAGGACAAUACAAACAGUAGAAAUGCCUAAAACAGAAGUUCGAGCAGUUCAAUCAGAAGUUGAAAUACGCCAAAUACAUUCAUUCCAAACGCGUCCAGAAUUUGGAUUAAAAACAAGUGAAACUGAUUUAACACAACUAAAAGAAGAGGAAACACAAUCAGAAAUAACAAAAAUUACUGACCGUACAGUUCAAUCAGUACAAAAAGAAGAGCAAACAAAAGAAACACAAACUAAACCAUCAUUAGGAGGGAAAGAAUUUCAAACAGAAAAGGAAAUAGUAGAAAUCUGA